GCCGGCCGGGGCGGGGGUGACACUCUUCCCUCCUCCUCGCGUUAGUUCCGGUCGCAGAGGAGACACCGCCGCAGUUGCCGCCACCUCGGGGAUUUCUGGCUCUUUCCUCUUCGCCUUAAAUUCGGGUGUCUUUUAUGAAUAAUCAAAAGCAGCAAAAGCCAACGCUAUCAGGCCAGCGUUUUAAAACCAGAAAAAGAGAUGAAAAAGAGAGGUUUGACCCUACUCAGUUUCAAGACUGUAUUAUUCAAGGCUUAACUGAAACUGGUACUGAUUUGGAAGCAGUAGCAAAGUUUCUUGAUGCUUCUGGAGCAAAGCUUGAUUACCGCCGUUAUGCAGAAACACUCUUUGACAUUCUGGUGGCCGGCGGAAUGCUGGCCCCAGGUGGUACGCUGGCAGAUGACAUGAUGCGGACAGAUGUCUGUGUGUUCGCGGCACAAGAAGACCUAGAGACCAUGCAAGCAUUUGCUCAGGUUUUUAACAAGUUAAUCAGGCGCUACAAAUACCUGGAGAAAGGUUUUGAAGAUGAAGUAAAAAAGCUGCUGCUGUUCUUAAAGGGUUUUUCAGAGUCGGAGAGGAACAAGCUGGCUAUGUUGACUGGUGUUCUUCUGGCUAAUGGAACACUUAAUGCAUCCAUUCUUAAUAGCCUUUAUAACGAGAAUUUGGUUAAAGAAGGGGUUUCAGCAGCUUUUGCUGUAAAGCUCUUUAAAUCAUGGAUAAAUGAAAAAGAUAUCAAUGCCGUGGCUGCAAGUCUUCGGAAAGUGAGCAUGGAUAACAGACUGAUGGAACUUUUUCCUGCCAAUAAACAGAGCGUUGAACACUUCACGAAGUACUUUACAGAGGCAGGCUUGAAAGAACUUUCGGAAUAUGUUCGGAAUCAGCAAACCAUAGGAGCUCGAAAGGAACUCCAGAAAGAGCUUCAAGAACAGAUGUCCCGUGGUGACCCAUUUAAGGAUAUAAUUUUGUAUGUCAAGGAGGAGAUGAAAAAAAACAACAUCCCAGAACCUGUUGUCAUUGGGAUAGUCUGGUCCAGCGUCAUGAGCACCGUGGAGUGGAACAAAAAGGAAGAGCUUGUAGCAGAGCAAGCCAUCAAGCACUUGAAGCAAUACAGCCCUCUACUUGCUGCCUUUACUACUCAAGGUCAGUCUGAGCUGACUCUGUUACUGAAGAUUCAGGAGUAUUGCUAUGACAACAUUCAUUUCAUGAAAGCCUUCCAGAAAAUAGUGGUGCUUUUUUAUAAAGCUGAGGUCCUGAGCGAGGAGCCCAUUCUGAAGUGGUACAAGGAUGCGCAUGUUGCAAAGGGGAAGAGCGUCUUCCUUGAGCAAAUGAAAAAGUUUGUAGAGUGGCUCAAAAAUGCUGAAGAAGAAUCUGAGUCUGAAGCUGAAGAAGGUGACUGAAUUGUGAAACUACACCCUCAGUAAAGCAAACAGGAGUUGUAGAUAAAAUGUCAUGUCUCAUGUGUCCUGGUUCUUACAUCUUCCUACCUCCCUAUAUCAAGCAUGAUAUAAGGGCUUUCAUGGCAAAUUUUAUUUUAACUGUUUCUAUGGUUACUGGAAAUGUUGGGUUUAGUUUCUAAAACCAUGUUUUAAGUAGCUACAGGAGCUAUAGAUUUGAAUCUAAUGUUGCAUUAGUCUUUUCAGUUAUCUUCUACCUCCUGUAUUUUCUACUGUAAUAAUGUAAUUUAAGGCCUUCCACAAUGAACAGUUCACUUUAUUCCCUGGGUUUUCUAUAUAAACAGUUUUCAAGAUAUGAUUUGGUUAAAAAUAAUUUGUUAUAAAUAUUCUGUUUGCAAAUUAAACUGUAAAAGUAUCCAAAGUCUCAAAAGGCAAUGAUUUGUGUGAUAAUUUGGUAUGCCCAAAGCCCUGCUCAUCAAUGAAAAUCUCAUAUACAGUAAUUGAAUUCAUUAACAUGAAUCUUGAGUAUUUGGACCAUUGCUUGCAUGUUGAUAUUUUCUUAAAUUUUUAACCCUGGGUGUUCUUGAACUCAGUUGUUUGCUCUCUGGUUUUCAUCCUUUAGUAGAGCCAUAGAGAACAAGCUUAAAAGUGAGUUCUUUGGGAAAUUUUAUAUGGCGGAGGUAGUGGGAAGAAGAAAAGUUGAGCUUUUUCCCAUUGAGAAACUUCUGCAUUCAGUUUGUAUCUUUCCCUGAAAAACAGAGGGAUAUUCUUCUCUUUACACCCAUUUUCAAAUGUACCUUAGUAAAAUCUUGUCAUUUAAAGUAUUUUACACUUAUCGUGCACUUCGUUUGAAGUUUUGGAAAGGACCCAAAAGAACGUGAGUUAGGGGCGCCUAGCUGGCUCAAGUCGGUAGAGCAUUUGACUCUUGAUUUCAGGGUCAUGAGUUUGAGCCCCACACUGGGUAUAGAGAUUACUUCUUGGGGAAAAAAAAUAGUGUGAGUAAAGGAAAUGAUUAUACUAAACCCAGUGAGUUAAAUGUUAAGUGGUCAGCAUGUUCUAAUUGAGACUCUAAGUGUAACUCAUUUCCUCUUGGCUUGAAGUAUUUCUUGUAAAGAAUGAAGUGUAAUGGCCAUACAUUCCCACCUGACCACACUGGGUCAGCUUCAUUCACGUAACACGCUUCCAGCUGGAGUGGCAGGCUGUUAACAUACCCACGCUGCCAUCUUUUUAAAUUGCCAUGAGCCAAAUAUCUCUUUUGUACAAUUGAUCCAUUUAUUUUAAUGGCUGCCUUUUAACUUCCAUUUUUCUUUUCUUGCUGCUACCCAUAUAUAUAUUUUAUAUAUAUAUGUAUAUAUAUAUACACAUAUAUGUGAGUGUGUGUGUGUGUGUGUGUGUGUAUAGUCAUUAGAAAACAAAAUACAACCACUUUGGUGGAGAAACUUCAUGUUAAAAGUGAACAUUUUGAGAGGUUUUUUUUUCUCUUGAUGAAAGAAACAAACUUGGAAUAAUGCCACCAGAGACUGAAUGGAAAUUGCCCCUUUCAAAGGUGCCAUUCUCAUGAGCCAAGAAUUUGAGGGAAUAACGUGUAAUAUAUAACCUUAUGAAGAAGAGCGUUAUAACAGACCAUUGUGAAUGGGGUGAAAUUGUUAAAUGAAUAAUUUUGAUAAAGUUUUCAUGCACAGGCAAAAUGUAUUCACUAGGUUUCUACAUAGUGAUCUGCUUUUACUUUGUAAUUUGUAGUCCUCAAAAGACUUUUUUUAAAAAAUAAAGUCCAUCCUUACACUUAGGUUAGAGGUCAGUCUUUCAUUUGUUUAUUUCUGUAUAUUCCAUGUCAAUACCUAAGAGUGGGUAUAUGUUAUGUGUUCAGAUGUCUCUGCUGUGUUAAGCAUUGAGUAAUUGUCCUUCUCAUCCUUACGAUUCCCAAACCAAACACCCACACAGAAUUCUGAUGUAGCGAAAACUACAUUUAAUAUAUCUACAGCCAAACCAUUGCAUGUUACUGUCGUACAGAGUGUACCCUAUUUUAUUAUAUACUGUGUAUAGUGAAAGAGUGUGUAGUCUUCCAGAACUACAUUAUGAACUUUGUCUGAUCGUAGUUUUUUCCCUUCAUAAUGACAAAGUAGUAUUUUACUUACUACAGUAUUAUAGUAAAUGGAUAAGUGUAAAGAAAGGGAAUGCUUCCUCAAGACUGCAGAUUUUCAUUUUGAAUUUUAAUUGGUAAUUUUGGAACUCCGCCUCCAGUGCCCACUUAUGGCAUCAAAUAUGUAAUGCUUAAUCUAGAUGUUAAAAUUGUACUUGUAAUUAUGAUUGGAUAAAUGUUAGUUGAUUUUCCAAACUUGGUGUUGGUUUCUAAGGAUAAGUCUUCUUAGGUGCCAUAAUUAAACAUGUUUAGAGCUGAUCAUAGGUUUCUUAAGUAUUGUCCUAGGGAUAUUUAUUAUUCUGUUUCAUGAAAAUUCCAAAUACCAAAAAUUCUACAUUUUGACAAAGCAUAGUGAUGGUGGUGAGAGGAAAUGCAUGUGACUAAGAGUUGUAUAACUGCUUUACACAUGAAAAAGAGUAAGUGAUAUUUUUGUUGGCUUUUGGUCCCGCAUGGCAGUGACAUCACUCCUACUGCAAAUGCAUGACCUAGUGUAUCUUCUUUUAAAGGGGAGGGGACCUAAUGAUAGCCAUUUGCAUUGGCAGACAUCUCUUAAUGCACAUGUGUCUCCUGAGACAGGAUUUUUCCUGCCCAUCUUUACAAUUGGACUUUACACCGCGGCCCGCCAUAGGCAACAGACAUAUCAUUCCCCACUGGCUUGGAAGGUCUUCACGGAUUCUUACUUGAUUGUAAAUGUUACAUUAAGUAAAAUCAUUUGGGAUCCUUCUAAUAUAUAAAAGUCAAAAUCCUAGGUGAAUGGUUUAAAGUCGUUAGGCUAACACGUGGAUAAUGGUAUUGAAAUUUACUGAUGAAACUACAGGAGAUUAGGAACUGACAGAAAUAUUGGUUGGCUUUAGGUGUAACAGAUGCCAAAAUUUUAGUGUGCAUAAUCACUUGGACCACUGGAUUACCUUUGUGAAAGUUUUCUUCAGACGCUAUUUACAGGUGUCACGUAAAAUAGGUUAAGCAUUUCUGUGAGAAUUCUGGUAAAUUGCCUUGCCAAGAUUUUUAUGUAAAGUAUUAAUCCUUUAGCAUUGAUAGAUUGUGUUUCUUUUCACCAGCCUACUGAGGCCUAAAUUUUUAAAAUAUAAUUAAGUAAGUUUUUCAGUAGGUUUUAUUUAAGUGGACUCUCGAAGAUGUAUGUACUUUUGACUUCAAAAUAAUUUAUAAUUGGCUUUUGUUUAAAAAUGAAUUGCAGUGGAUUUGUGCCUCAACCCAGUCAUCCCUAAUUGUAUGACAAUGUGGAUUAGAAAGCCUUCCCGACUCCCUCUGCCAGCUUUUUCCUCCCUGUUUAACUGGGCAAUGAGCAGCCAUAUCAAAUCCAAGCCAUUUUUAAAAAUCUCUUUUUGAUUUAAAUUAAUUCAGUUAGCGUGAUGUAUUAGUUUCAGAGGUCGAGGUCAGUGAUUCGUCCGCCCUGCAGAACCCCCAGUGCUGGUUUCGGCACACGCGCUCCUUCAUGCCCAUCACCCAGCUGCCCCACCCGCCACCCCUGCCCCCCCAGCAACCCUCAGUUUGUUUCCUCUGAUUAAGAGUCUCUUCUGGAUUGUCUCCCUCUCUGGUUUUGUCUCUGUUUUUUUCCUCCCUUCCCCUAUGACCCUCUGUUCUGUUGCUUCAAUUCCACAUGUGAGUGAGAUCAUAGGAUAAUUGCCUUUCUCUGGCUGACUUCUCAAAUCCAGUCUUUGUUGUUUUUCAUGCCCUUACAGUUUUUUCUCGUUCCAACGCACUGAAAAAGGAUGAGGGCACUUGGCAGAUGCGCUUAGUCGCUGUCAACUUAGUCAUUUGUUUUGACUUAGAAAUUUUUAAUAAGAACCUUACUUAAAUGAAAAGUUCAGCUGCUUGUGGUGCCCACUGUAGUGCCAUAGAGGAGGAAACACUGGUGAGAAAUCUGAGUCUUGUUUUGUCGACUAUCUGAAGGGAACAAUACCUUGUUCAAACUAUGACAUAAUUAGAAAGUCGAUGACUGUUAAGCGCAGGCUUGGGAAUUGCAUCAAGUGUAUACGUUGAAUUUGGGGUGUGACAAAGUUUUCAAAUAUAGUUGAGCUAUUCCACUUCAGGAGUUUCCAUUCCAUAGAACUGUUUUACAAUAAGGACAAAAAUAGUUGAAACCAUUUUUUAAAGCUGAAAGCCCAAGGGCUGUGCUUAAGCGGUUGACCUAGAGGUUACUCUGUUAGGGAAAUAAGGGACCCAUUAUAGACUGAAGCCUCUAUUACUUC
Molecule: messenger RNA, 5741 nt
Organism: Mustela lutreola (European mink)
Lineage: Eukaryota; Metazoa; Chordata; Mammalia; Carnivora; Mustelidae
Gene: BZW1
Product: basic leucine zipper and W2 domains 1
Exons: 12
Coding region: 135-1394 (419 amino acids)
Cellular component (GO): membrane; cytoplasm
Molecular function (GO): protein binding
Source: RefSeq, a predicted model, not a curated record